Molecule: messenger RNA, 4965 nt
Organism: Suricata suricatta (meerkat)
Lineage: Eukaryota; Metazoa; Chordata; Mammalia; Carnivora; Herpestidae
Gene: MAP4K2
Product: mitogen-activated protein kinase kinase kinase kinase 2
Exons: 32
Coding region: 45-2507 (820 amino acids)
Biological process (GO): protein phosphorylation
Molecular function (GO): ATP binding; MAP kinase kinase kinase kinase activity
Source: RefSeq, a predicted model, not a curated record
GCAGCUCACGACCGCCCGCCCGCCGGCCCGCCCGGCGCCGGGCAAUGGCGCUGCUGCGGGACGUGUCGCUGCAGGAUCCGCGGGACCGCUUCGAGCUGCUGCAGCGCGUGGGGGCCGGGACCUAUGGCGACGUCUACAAGGCCCGAGACACGGUCACGUCCGAACUGGCCGCGGUCAAGAUAGUCAAGCUAGACCCAGGGGACGACAUCAGCUCCCUCCAGCAGGAAAUCACCAUUCUGCGUGAGUGCCGUCACCCCAAUGUGGUGGCCUACAUUGGCAGCUACCUCAGGAAUGACCGCUUGUGGAUCUGCAUGGAGUUCUGCGGAGGGGGUUCCCUGCAGGAGAUAUACCACGCCACCGGGCCCCUGGAGGAACGGCAGAUUGCCUAUGUCUGCCGGGAGGCACUGAAGGGGCUGCACCACUUGCACUCUCAGGGGAAGAUCCACAGAGACAUCAAGGGAGCCAAUCUUCUCCUCACCCUCCAGGGAGAUGUCAAGCUGGCUGACUUCGGGGUGGCAGGCGAGCUGACGGCGUCUGUGGCUAAGAGGAGGUCUUUUAUUGGGACUCCUUACUGGAUGGCCCCAGAGGUAGCUGCUGUGGAACGCAAAGGAGGCUACAACGAACUCUGUGACGUCUGGGCCCUGGGCAUCACCGCCAUCGAGCUGGGCGAGCUGCAGCCCCCUCUAUUCCAUCUGCACCCCAUGAGGGCCUUGAUGCUCAUGUCGAAGAGUAGCUUCCAGCCGCCCCGGCUGAGAGACAAGACUCGCUGGACCCAGAAUUUCCACCACUUCCUCAAGCUAGCCUUGACCAAGAACCCCAAGAAGAGGCCAACGGCAGAGAAGCUUCUGCAGCACCCAUUCACAACCCAGCAGCUGCCUCGGGCUCUCCUCACACAGCUGCUGGACAAAGCCAAUGACCCCCACCUGGGCACCCCUUCCCCAGAUGACUGUGACCUAGAGACUUACGACAUGUUUCCAGACACCAUUCACCCCCGGGGCCAGCACGGCCCGGCCGAGAGGACCCCCUCCGAGAUCCAGUUUCACCAGGUGAAAUUUGGCGCCCCACGCAGGAAGGAAACGGACCCACUGAACGAGCCGUGGGAGGAGGAGUGGACGCUUCUGGGAAAGGAAGAGCUGAGUGGGAGCCUGCUACAGUCGGUUGAGGAGGCCCUGGAGGAAAGGAGCCUGACCAUCCGGCCAGCCUCAGAGCUCCAGGAGCUGGACUCCCCAGAUGAUGCUAUGGGGACCAUCAAGAGGGUGCCAUUCUUGAGGCCGUCUGCCGCCGAGCCUCCAGCCGAGAACCCUCUGUCCAGCCCCGUGGGAGCCCCACCCCCGCCUCUCCCGGGCCCUAACAGCCCCCCACUGCUCCCCACUGCCUGGGCCACCAUGAAGCACAGGGAGGAUCCUGAGAGAUCAUCCUGCCAUGGGCUCCCCCCCACCCCCAAGGUGCAUAUGGGCGCCUGCUUCUCCAAGGUCUUCAACGGCUGCCCGCUUCGGAUCCACGCUGCCGUCACCUGGAUUCACCCUGUCACCCGUGACCAGUUUCUGGUGGUGGGGGCCGAGGAAGGUAUCUACACCCUCAACCUGCAUGAACUGCACGAGGAUACACUGGAGAAGCUGAUCUCGCACCGCUGCACUUGGCUCUACUGCGUGAACAACGUGCUGCUGUCACUCUCAGGGAAGUCCACGCACAUCUGGGCGCAUGACCUCCCAGGCCUGUUUGAGCAGCGACGAUUACAGCAACAGGUUCCCCUCUCCAUCCCCACCAACCGCCUCACGCAGCGCAUUAUCCCCAGGCGCUUUGCCCUGUCCACCAAGAUUCCAGACACCAAAGGUUGCCUGCAGUGUCGUGUGGUGCGGAACCCCUACACGGGCAGCACCUUCCUGCUGGCCGCCCUGCCCGCCAGCCUGCUCCUGCUGCAGUGGUACGAACCGCUGCAGAAGUUCCUGCUGCUGAAGAACUUCUCCAGCCCCUUGCCCAGCCCGGCGGGGAUGCUGGAGCCACUGGUGCUGGACGGGAAGGAGCUGCCGCAGGUGUGCGUGGGGGCCGAGGGCCCCGAGGGGCCCGGAUGUCGGGUCCUGUUCCACGUCCUGCCCCUAGAGGCCGGUCUGACUCCUGAUGUCCUCAUACCACCUGAGGGUCUCCCCGGCACAGCCCAGCAAGUGACGCAGGUGGACAGGGACACAGUCCUAGUCUGCUUUGACCGCUGCGUGAGGAUUGUCAACCUGCUGGGUGAGCCCACGGCCAUGCUCGCGCCUGUGCUGACCUUCGACUUCCCCAUUGAGACUGUGGUAUGUCUGCAGGACAGCGUCCUGGCCUUCUGGAGCCAUGGAAUGCAAGGCCGAAGCCUGGACACCAAUGAGGUGACUCAGGAGAUCACAGACGAGACAAGGAUCUUCCGAGUGCUCGGGGCCCACAGAGAUAUCAUCCUUGAGAGCAUUCCCACCGACAACCCUGGGGCUCACAGCAACCUCUACAUUCUCACGGGCCAUCAGAGCAGUUACUGAGAGGGCCACUCCGCAGGUGGCACGCCCCCACCCUGUCCCCAGGCCUUAGUGGCCUUCCCCUUCAGGCAAAGGGGCCCCUCCCAUGUCAGAGGAGCCCAGGUCCUGCUGAUCGGAAGGGCAGAAAUAAUUCUGAGAAGUUUCGGGACUGGGGCAGGGAGGGGAGCCCUGGACCAGAGGAAGCUGCUGUCCCCUCCCCCACCCUGUGGGCAACCAGGGCCCUGGCCACAGGGCAGGGUGGGGGCAGGCCCGGUGAUCCAUUCCAUUUUGUUCCACAUUUCCUUUCCAUUCUUCUUGCCAAGAGCCUGCCCCUGCACCCUGUCCUGGGGAACACAGUAUUUAAAAGAGAGACUAUAUUGGUAUUAAAGCUGGUUUGAUUUUACUCCGCUGAUCCCUCUUUGUUGGGGGGAGCUGAGGAGGAGGAGCCGGGGGGCUUCAUCUCCCUCCUCCCUCCAGCACGUCCUUCUGGCACCCGUGCGAUGGGCGCACUGUGGAAGGGCGGGCCGCCAGUGUUCCGGUGGGUUCCCUUAAUUGAGGAGCCAGGCAGAGGUGAUGGAGAGGCAGGUGGCCCCGGAAGGCCUCUCAGGGGCACUGCCUUCCACGGUGCCCCUGCUCACCAUGAACCCUCUGCUGUGUAACAUGAGGUCUCUCUUCCGGCCAAGGAAUCAUGCAGAUGGGGGAGGCCGACUGAACAAAGGGACUCUCUCCGGGGCCCUCCUGCCCCCUAGAGGAUCUCGCCAGGCAGCUGGCACCCAGGAAGGCCAGCCCCUGGCAGCUCCUCCCAGUGCCGGCGAGGCUGUGGUUUGUGGACACUGCCUGUGGUGAUCUGCAUCCCCUGCCCAGGCCUGGGGCUGCCUCCCUGCCUCCCACCUGCUGCUUAGGUAUCAGCGGGCCGCGUCAGACCAGUGCUGCUAAAUAUGGGCUCAUCACCAGGCCAGGCUCCAGGAAGAUUGGCCUGUGUCCAUUUAACAAGUAUUCCCAGACGGACUUUCUCAGUGCCAGAUCUGGGGCCCACAGAGAGGUCACUACCAAGAUAUGGACCAGUCCCCAGGGAAGGGAGCUGUCCUUGCUGGAGCCUGCGUCUUGAGGGCAUGUGUGUCUGCCCAGGGCUGACCUUGUGCUUUGCAUUGUCAUUCACCCACUUUUCCCUCUUGAGGGCUCCAUACCCUCAGGCCAGGGAGCCCCCACUGCCCCCAUUGUCCCAGACACUGACCAGGCUGCUUUUGUCCAGAGCUUGUGGGCAGGUGAGGCCAAAGAGGUCGGAGGGCAGCUGGCCUUGAAGGAGAGGUGAGGUGCACACUGAUCGUCAAGGUAACUGUUUGAAUUAAGAACUUCUCUAGCCGGUGGGCUGCUGGUAUUUGAUAAACGGAUGCAUAUGGCAGCUUAUGUGAAGACCCGCAGCAGCCCAGUCCCUAUACCCCUUGCCAGGGGUCCAGGAUGAUCCCAGGCUGUCAUAGUGUCCCCUUGUCCACUCUCCCGCAGAGCCCUGACUGCUUUGACUCCUGGGGUUUCUCGGCUGAAAUGGACUGUCAGGCAGGGAAGGAGAUGAAGCUGCCGUGCAUUGGCACUCAUACGUGUGCAGAUCUCCCUGAGACCCAAAGGAGGGUGACAAGUACCUCCCAAGUUCGGAAGGUCUGCACCUACGUGGCAGACACUUGAUGGGCCAAAUGGUGGAGCGACAGGGACAGAAUUCCUAACUUCCCCAUCUCCAGAUUUCUUGGCGGGGGUGUGGGAUUCAGUUGAAGCGAGCCAGGGAUGGGAAGGUGAGCUCCCACUCAGCAGAGGCCCCUGACCCUGAUCCCAGGUGCCUGGGGAGGACAGACCUUCCACCCACGGAGCAGCGGGCGGCAGAGAGCGCCACCUUGUGGCAGGUUGCCCCAGUCCUCCGCUGCCACCCACGUCUGAAAAGGGUUUUACAGGGAGUCAAGAGCGUUAACAUGCCAAAGUGGGAGAUCAGGGAAAAGCAAGGGCUUUGGAUAAAAUAUUCGCUGGCAGCACCGGCUGGCCACAAGCCAAAGAAAGCCCAGGAAGCUGGGAGUUUGCGCUGAAAGCCUGAGUAUUAUUUUGUGUAUUUUUAAAUAGGUAGCUCUUGUCUGUGGCACACUAUUUUUUAAAAAUACAAAAAAGAUACAAUGAAAAGUCACCUACCUAGGUCUCAGUUACUUAUGAACCUUUCUGGAAGGACUUAAGCCAUUCAAUAUGAUUUCUUCUUCCUUUUUUUAUACCUGUGGUAACAUAUUCCACAUACCUUUCUGCUCUUACCCUUUCAAAAUCUGCCCUGGAGGGCUUUCCAUGAUCACUGCCUCCCUCUUUGUUUUUUUUUCUAGCUGGUGGUGUUCCAUCCUAUGGGCUUCCCACAACUCCUGUUCAUUAACCGUGAUUAGAUCUCUUUGGUUGUAAAUUUGUUUCUACGACUUUGAUAUCAUAGACGACACUGCAAUAAAUAUUCUCGUGCAAUAAA